AUGGCCUCCCAAAUGGGCACCAUCGCCCAGCUGCUGGAUGCUACUUUAGACCCCAGUACUCACAAGAAAGCCGAGAACGCACUCAAGGCCGAGCAAGCCAAGCCCCAAUACUCGCUUCAGCUGCUCAACAUCGUUGCUUCAGAAUCACUGCCACUCAAGACACGUCUGGCCGCCGCUCUGGCCUUCAAAAACUUCAUCCGCUCCAACUAUGUCGACGCUGAUGGCAACUACAAGCUGCCCGACGACGAGGUCCAAACCAUCAAGUCCCAGCUCCUUAACCUGAUGAUCUCUUGCCCGCCCGCUAUCCAGACCCAGCUCGGUGAUGCUAUCAGCAUCAUUGCCGACUCCGACUUCUGGGAGCGCUGGCAGUCCCUGACUCAGGAACUCGUCGCCAAGUUCUCCCCCGUCGAUCCCAAAGUCAACAUCGGUGUGCUCGAGGUCGCCCACUCCAUCUUCGUCCGUUGGCGACCCCUCUUCAGAACCGACGAGUUGUACACAGAGAUCAACCAUGUUAUUAGCACGUUCGCACAGCCCUUCGUGCAGCUGCUGGUGCAGACCGACGAGCAGAUCACCAAAAACGCCCAGAACAAGGACGCGCUGAAGAGCUGGUUCGAGUGCCUGAGCCUCAUGAUCAAGAUCUUCUACGACCUCUCGUCACACGACAUGCCCCCGAUCUUCGAGGAGCACCUCGCUUCCAUCUCGGAACUCCUGCACAAGUACCUCACCUACACGAACCCGAUUCUCGAAACCGAUGACGAUACCGAAGUUAGUGUGGUCGACAACGUCAAGGCGGACAUUUGCGAGGCUCUGGAGCUCUACACCCUGAAGUACGACGAGGACUUCAGCAAGUACACCGAGCCCUUUAUCACAAAUGCUUGGAACCUGCUGUCCAGCAUCGGAUCCGAGACCAAGUACGACUUGCUGGUCAGCAAGGCUUUGCACUUUUUGACCGCUGUUGCUGGCACCUCCCAGCACUCUGGUGUUUUUGCCAACGAGGAGGUUCUGGGCCAAGUGGUCGAAAAGGUCAUCCUGCCCAAUGUCGCUCUGCGCGAGUCCGACUUGGAGUUGUUUGAGGAUGAACCCAUCGAAUUCAUCCGUCGUGAUUUGGAGGGUUCCGACACCGACUCCAGGCGCCGGUCCGCUACUGACUUCCUCCGCAGACUGCAAGAGAAGUACGAGCAGCUGGUCACUGGCGUUGUCUACAAGUACAUUAGCCACUACUUGGAACAGGGCAAGUCCGACUGGAAGGCGAAGGACACCGCGGUGUACCUGUUCAUCUCCGUUGCUGCCAAGGGUUCGGUAACGGCCGCUCAAGGUGUUAAGACGGUCAACUCUUUGGUCAACGUCGUUGACUUCUUUGAGCAGCACAUCGCAUCGGACCUGAUGGCGAGUGCAGGCGUGGAGCCCAUCUCCAAGGUUGACGCCAUCAAGUACCUCCACACCUUCCGCAGCCAGUUGACAAAGGAGCAAUGGAAGUUGGCGUUUCCCCCUCUUAUUCAGAACCUGGCUUCAGACAACUAUGUUGUCUACUCCUACGCUGCCAUUGCGGUUGAGCGUCUUCUCUUCCUGUCUGAUGACUCUGGCAAGGCUAUGUUCCCUCGCGAGGACAUCCAGCCGUUUGCGAAGGACCUGCUUGACCACCUGUUCAAGCUCAUUGAGAAGGAGAGAACUCCUGCCAAGUUGCAGGAAAAUGAGUUCUUGAUGAGAUGUGUCAUGAGAAUUCUUAUCGUCAUCAAGGAUGGAGCAGCACCGCUUGCCGAGGGUAUCCUUACCCACUUGGUUGCCAUCACCAACAUGAUCAAGCAAAACCCCAGCAACCCCCGCUUCUACUACUACCACUUUGAGGCCUUGGGUGCGCUUGUCAGAUACUGCUCUUCAACAAGCGCAGCACUGUUCAACCAGCGACUGUGGGAGCCGUUCAACCAGAUUUUGGUGGAAGACGUCUCAGAAUUCCUUCAGUACAUUUUCCAGAUUCUGGCACUGCUUCUAGAGUCAAGUCCCCGAGAUGCCAUUUCCGACAAUUACAAGGCUUUCCUGUCCCCCUUGCUUGAGCCGACAUUGUGGGACACCAAGGGCAACGUUCCUGCUUGCACGAGACUCUUGUCAGCCGUCAUUCCGGCAACUGCUGCCUACAUUGUCUCGGAGAACAAGCUCGAGCAGAUUCUCGGCAUUUUCCAGCGCCUCCUCAACACGAAGAAGUACCAACUGUACGCCUUCGAUAUUCUGGAGGCGGUUGUAAAGUCGUUUGAGCCCGGCGUUGUUGACCAAUACUUCGGCACCAUUCUCAAUCUCACGUUCGCCAAGUUGCAAGGCGCCCCAGCCGACUCUCUGAAGCUGCGCUUUGCGCGGUUCUUCCAUCUCAUCUCUGCCCGCCUCGAGUCCGGCUAUGGUGCCGACUACUUCAUGCAGCACUCCGAGAAGAUCCAGGAGGGCAUUUUCGCCAAGGUGUACCCCGCGUUCGUCUUGGGCGAGACGGAGAAGCUUGCGCGACCUGUCGACCGCAAACUUGCAGUGGUCUCUCUCACCAAGGUUCUCUGCGAUUCCCAGGCCUUCGCUCAGAAGUUUGCCAAGGGUUGGGCCAACACUGCCAAGAUUCUCCUUGCGUUGUUGGUAAACCCUCCGGUUAUGACUGCUGGCCUCGGUGAUGAGCUCAUUGCCGAAGCUGACGUGGACGACAUCGGCUUCGGACUCUCGUACACGGCGUUGAACACGUGCAGGCCGAUUGUACGUGACGACUACCCCGAGGUCACCACGGUUGCCCCGUGGGUCAGCGCUUAUAUCAGCUCUGCGAACCAGCGCCACAACGGUGCCAUCUUGAAUUUUGUCAACACGCGUUUGACGCCCGAGCAGCAGGCCGCCCUGCAGCAGUACCUGCAGUAG
Colletotrichum karsti is the source of this 2880-nucleotide messenger RNA. RefSeq names its product chromosome segregation protein. Gene Ontology annotation, molecular function: small GTPase binding; nuclear export signal receptor activity. NCBI's taxonomy places the organism in Eukaryota, Fungi, Ascomycota, Sordariomycetes, Glomerellales, Glomerellaceae. The coding region runs from base 1 to 2880 and encodes 959 amino acids. Gene Ontology annotation, biological process: protein import into nucleus; protein export from nucleus. Gene Ontology annotation, cellular component: cytosol; nuclear envelope. The record is from RefSeq and is a predicted model, not a curated record. The transcript has 4 exons.